Messenger RNA from Ectocarpus sp. CCAP 1310/34, 1652 nucleotides. NCBI's taxonomy places the organism in Eukaryota, Phaeophyceae, Ectocarpales, Ectocarpaceae. The record is from the annotation of a GenBank genome assembly.
GAUUCAACCCAAACGCAGAACGAGAACGCACUCCGCUGGGUCGAAAUACAUACAAAGGACAUCCCUACUUUGGCCGUCCUACACGAUCCCCACCCGCAAAGGGCGUGUCUUUUUGUCAGCCUGCGCGGGCGGGCGUCAGAAAAAAAAUGUCCCCCAAACCAAAAAAAUCUGCGAGGUGCCAGCGGUUGAUAGUAAUCGGCGGCGAGGACAGAGUAGUCAAGCAGACAUGGAGAUAAACCAGGGCCGGGUAUACGCUGACGUCUGUGCUCCUGGGCAAGGGCACGCAGAGGAGUCGUGGUGCGAUCAAGGAGUUUAUAGCUAGCAACGAUGAGCUAGUUGCCGUUGGAAAGCAGCACGCUGAGACGAUUCGGGAACGAGCAGAGGGCAGGCGCCAACGUCCUCCGCACCUGCUGCUGGUGUGAAGAGAACGCGUGUCAACGCGGACCUUGAGGUCGCUGCAUCGGAUUCUGUGCAGGCGGCGAUCACCAGCGGGCCAAGAGGGGGUGAAGCUGCACCACGCCCGGCGAAGGCGCCGCGAAAGCCAACGCGGGUCGAGAAGCGCCGCGCUGAUGUGCUCGAGAUGGUGCGGAAGGAUCCCGUGUUGGAGAAGGAGAUGAGAACAAUGCUGGGGGUGCAAGGGUUGGAGGGCGUAGCCGCAGUCCACACGGAAAACACUCGCGCGAUGGCCGCUUCGUUGGGCACGUUGCAGGGCAACAGCAAGAGCAACAUCGGCCGGGUUGCGUAUACGAUCGUGCUGGCCGCGGUGGCUGGAGCUGGGGAGCACACUUGCAGCCCUACCGAUCCGUGCAACCCCGCAGAGCGGUACCCUCCCGCUGAGCCGCAGAGUGGCGUGAGCUUCGCCCAGCGAGCGGAGAGCCUUGGGGUGAGGGAGAAAACGUUCCGCGCGGCGCAUGUCCGGAUGCACCAUACCAACCAUACCAUCCCCCCGCCGCAAGCUUUGGAAGAGGGGCGCUACUGCUGGACACGACGCAAGACAAGGAGCGACGCGGCGGACGAACGUAUGCUGGAGUUAGCGAUCCGGUUCUGGCACUCCGACGACGUCUCCCGUGCAUCGGGAGAUUCAGUUGUACCCGUUCAUGGGGGCGGAGAACCAGGAACAGAGGCUUAGAAGUAGCCUAGGGGUGGAACCAGUAGAUUCUGGAGUCGUGGUAGUGGCAGGGAAUGAACACGCGAACCCUGGCCCCGAAGUAGUCGGACCAGCCCCGCGCCCCGACAAGGUUUCGAGAAAGUACACGUGCUAUGUUCGCAAGGCGUCGUGCUACUGUUCUAUGUGCAGGGUAGGAGCGUACCCGGACCGCAUGGUUGCAAAGAACUACCCCGGGAUCGUUGGCAAGGUACAUGAGAAAUCAGGAAAGGAUAGACUGGUUCCUGCUGCCGACAGUUGAGCAAACAAUUCGGUAGCUUCGAGUGCCUCACUUGUCGUAUUUAUUUAUGUUCAAUAUCUCGUUUGUGGUUAUCGCUGUUGCUGCUGCUGCUGCUGCUGCUGCUGCUGCUGCUGCUGCUGUUGUUUUGUGUUGUGUUGCUGUGUAUAGCGUGCUGUGCUGUUCUGUUCCGCCAGUGAUGCUCCGUUGUCGUUGAGGAAACUAACGGAUAAACCGGGAUGUACUUUUUGGGUGUGUUUUACCGUCAAA